AUGGGGGAGGGGCCGCGCUGGGUGUCCCGCGCUACGCCUGUGGCCCCACCGACCCGGCUGCGCCGCCACGGCCCUUUGGCCAACAGCCCCGGGGACGUCGCUGGGACCCGGGGCCCGGCGGCUACAACCAUGUUUCGCAGGAAGCGCAGUGUCUCCUUUGGGGGCUUCGGAUGGAUCGACAAGACCAUGCUGGCGAGCCUAAAGGUCAAGAAGCAGGAGCUGGCCAACAGCCCGGACGUGACCUUCCCAGACCGGCCGCUGUCCCCCCCUCUCACCGCACCUCCCACUAUGAAGUCGGCGGAGUUCUUCGAGAUGCUGGAGAAAAUGCAGGGGAUCAAGCUUGAAGAGCAGAAGCCGGGCCCCCAGAAGAACAAGGAUGACUAUAUCCCGUACCCCAGCAUUGAUGAGGUUGUGGAAAAGGGAGGCCCGUACCCCCUGAUUGUCCUGCCCCAGUUUGGGGGCUAUUGGAUCGAGGACCCAGAGAACGUGGGGACGCCGACCUCCCUUGGCAGCAGCAUCUGUGAGGAGGAGGAAGAGGACAGUGUCAGCCCCAGCACGUUUGGCUAUAAGCUUGAGUGCAGGGGCGAAGCCAGGGCCUACCGCAGGCAUUUCCUGGGGAAGGAUCACCUAAACUUUUACUGUACUGGCAGCAGUUUGGGGAACUUGCUCCUGUCCAUCAAGUGUGAGGAGGUGGAGGGCAUGGAGUACCUUCGCAUCAUUCUCAGGUGGGGCUCUGCACCGUUGGAGGCCACACCUCUAGUGGCAGGGACCCAGAAAUACCAGUCUGACCAGUCUGGUCUGGGUGUGCUGGGGGGAACAGACCAGCUGGAAUCCUGGGGCUGUGUUCUGGUCGCCAGGCCAAGAGACCAAGUGUUUAUGUCAGCCGGGGGAUUGUGGGAGUCAGAGUGGUAUCCUAGUCUCAAGGUCACCUAG
Messenger RNA from Leptonychotes weddellii (Weddell seal), 933 nucleotides. Lineage: Eukaryota; Metazoa; Chordata; Mammalia; Carnivora; Phocidae. The record is from RefSeq and is a predicted model, not a curated record.